UACAUGUCCCAUCAUCUUCAUCACCGUUGCUGUCCCUCUCUCCACACUCUGUUUCAAAACGAGCUCCAAAUCGGGUCGGAUCUCGGUCCCACUCUCGGGUUCGGAGCUAUGGCCAUGUUGUUCCGAGGACUCAGUUCCCGGGUUUCCCGUUCUGUUACCAGCAACCUCACCAGCAGUGAAUUUGUUUGUUGAACAUUGGAGCUCCUUUAUCCAAAUUGUUUUCUAAAACACCAUUUUUUCAUGCAAUAAUCAGGAACUCAUACUGGAAACCUGCACAAGCAACUGUCUUGCCCAGUUUUCUCCGCCCUUUGAGCACCACCUCAGAGGUGAAAAAAGGGGCAUCCAUGGAGGAUCUAAGGAGUCUGAGGUUCGCUACUGCAGUUAAGACUCCAUACCUACCCAACGGCCGGUUUGAUCUCGAAUCAUAUGAUAACUUGGUGAACAUGCAAAUCGCCAACGGUGCUGAGGGCAUUCUUGUCGCCGGAACAACUGGUGAAGGCUAUUUAAUGACCUGGGAUGAUCAAAUCAGUCUUAUUGCCCACACUGUCAAAUCUUUUGGUGACAAAGUUCAGGUUAUCGGCAACUCCGGAAGCAACUGCACAUCAGAAGCGAUCAAGGCCACCGAGCGGGGUUUUGCUGCUGGAAUGGAUGUUUCCCUUCAAAUAAACCCUUACUAUGGCAAAACAUCCGCGGAUGGUUUGGUUGCUCACUAUAGCAAUGUGCUGUCUGUAGGUCCUGUGAUCAUAUAUAAUGUGCCUACAAGGACAUCUAGUGAUAUUCCUCCUAGUGUGAUUGAAAUCUUGGCACCGAAUCCUAACCUGGUUGGUGUGAAGGAGUGUGUGGGAAAUGAUAGGGUGAAAAAGUACACAAGUGAAGGACUUGUUGUAUGGACUGGGAAUGAUGAAGAAAGCCAUGAAGCUAGGUGGGAGUGUGGUGCUACUGGGGUUCACUCAGUUGCUGGAAACCUGGUUCCUGGUUUGAUCAGGAAACUCAUGUUCGAGGGUAAGAAUCCUACCCUGAAUUCAAAGCUGAUGCCUCUUUUUGAUUGGCUUUUCCAUGUGCCAGUUCCUGUUGCUUUGAACACUGCACUUGCUCAACUUGGGGUUAUCAAGCCAGUUUUCAGACUACCCCAUGUGCCUGUCCCCGUGGAGAAAAGGAUAGAGUUUGUGAAUUUGGUGAAGGAGAUUGGCAGAGAGUAUUUUGUUGGAGACAAAGAUGUUCAAGUUCUUGAUAAUGAUGACUUUAUCCUUGUUAGUCGAUAUUAAUUUAGAUUAUCUUCUUGAGGUCUUACAUUUGCUGUUGGGUUUUUUGUAUCUUGUUUAAGGUUUUCCCAUGUUGGGUUUCAAAUAAGCUGACUAAUUAGUCAAGGUUGGGUUUCAAAUAAGCUGACUAAUUAGUCAAGGUUGGGUUUCAAAUAAACUGACUAAGUCAAGGUUUGGUUUCUUUUCUGUCACUCUUUGCAGCUGGAUUUAAAAUCAGUUCCAAUCUA
Lotus japonicus is the source of this 1489-nucleotide messenger RNA. RefSeq names its product 4-hydroxy-tetrahydrodipicolinate synthase, chloroplastic-like. The record is from RefSeq and is a predicted model, not a curated record. The coding region runs from base 345 to 1265 and encodes 306 amino acids. Gene Ontology annotation, molecular function: 4-hydroxy-tetrahydrodipicolinate synthase activity. NCBI's taxonomy places the organism in Eukaryota, Viridiplantae, Streptophyta, Magnoliopsida, Fabales, Fabaceae. The transcript is spliced from 4 exons.